This is a messenger RNA of Nerophis lumbriciformis (worm pipefish), 2718 nucleotides long. The record is from RefSeq and is a predicted model, not a curated record. NCBI's taxonomy places the organism in Eukaryota, Metazoa, Chordata, Actinopteri, Syngnathiformes, Syngnathidae.
AUGGAGGACUCUAAAAACAAAGAGAAGAAGCCGUCCGAAAAAUCCGAUGAGCAUGAAAAGAACAAGGAAAAAGACUCCCAGCCUUCGGGAAAGGAUAAAGAGAAGAAGGAGGAGCAAGAAUUGUCUGAAGAAGAUAAGCAAUUACAAGAGGAUUUGGAAAUGAUGGUGGAGAGGCUAGGCGAGAAGGACACAUCAUUGUAUCGUCCUGCACUGGAAGAGUUACGCAGGCAAAUACGCUCCUCAACCACCUCCAUGACAUCUGUGCCCAAGCCUCUAAAAUUUUUGCGACCACAUUAUGGCAAGCUUAAAGAAAUCUAUGAAGGCAUGGCCCCAGGUCAAAACAAGCAUUUCUGUGCAGAUGUCGUAUCAGUGCUGGCCAUGACAAUGAGUGGCGAGAGGGAGUGUCUCAAGUACCGCCUGCUGGGCUCCCAGGAAGAGUUGGCUUCCUGGGGACAUGAAUAUGUUCGGCAUCUGGCUGGUGAGGUAGCAAAAGAGUGGCAGGAGGUGGAGGAGAAUGAUAAGACCCAGCAGGAGACAUUGCUGAAGCUGGUGAAGGAAAUCGUACCUUAUAACAUGGCACACAAUGCUGAGCAUGAGGCUUGUGACCUCUUAAUGGAAAUUGAGAGGCUGGACAUGCUUGAGGAAUACAUUGAUGAGAAUGCCUAUGGCAAGGUUUGCCUGUACCUCACAAGUUGUGUGAGCUAUGUUCCGGAGCCAGAAAACUCUGCACUCCUUCGGUGUGCCUUGAAGAUCUUCAGGAAGUUUAACCGUUAUCCUGAAGCUCUACGAUUGGCCCUGAUGCUCAAUGAUGUGGAGCUUGUAGAAAAUAUCUUCACAUCCUGCAAAGACAUAGUUAUUCAAAAGCAGAUGUCCUUCAUGCUUGGCCGACAUGGCAUGUUCUUGGAGCUUAGCGAGUUUGUGGAUGAUUACGAGGACCUGACAGAGAUCAUGUCCAAUGUGCAGCUCAACAGCAAUUUCUUGGCUCUGGCCAGAGAGUUGGAUAUCAUGGAGCCCAAAGUCCCAGAUGACAUCUACAAAACGCACCUGGAAAAUAAUAGGUUUGGAGGUAGUGGCUCCCAAGUAGACUCAGCCCGCAUGAACCUGGCCUCUUCCUUUGUGAAUGGCUUUGUUAAUGCAGCAUUUGGCCAGGACAAGCUGUUAACAGAUGAUGGCAACAAAUGGUUGUACAAGAACAAGGACCAUGGCAUGUUGAGCGCUGCAGCAUCUCUAGGAAUGAUCUUGCUUUGGGAUGUGGAUGGCGGUCUAACCCAAAUCGAUAAAUAUCUUUACUCAUCUGAGGACUACAUCAAGUCUGGUGCCCUCCUUGCUUGUGGUAUUGUAAAUUCUGGGGUGAGAAAUGAAUGUGACCCAGCUCUUGCCCUGCUCUCAGACUAUGUCCUCCACAACAGUAACACCAUGAGGAUAGGCGCCAUUUUUGGAUUGGGUCUAGCUUAUGCUGGCUCCAAUAGAGAAGAUGUUCUGUCUCUUCUUCUGCCUGUCAUGGGAGACUCAAAAUCCAGCAUGGAGGUGGUUGGAGUGACGGCUUUGGCGUGUGGUAUGAUAGCUGUGGGGUCAUGUAAUGGUGAUGUGACUUCCACCAUUGUGCAGACGAUCAUGGAGAAGAAUGAACAGGAGCUGAAAGACACAUAUGCACGCUGGCUCCCUCUUGGUUUAGGACUCAACCACUUGGGUAAAGGAGAGGCCAUCGAGACCACUCUGGCAGCUCUCCAAGUUGUUCCUGAGCCUUUCCGCAGCUUUGCCAACACGCUAGUCGAUAUUUGUGCUUAUGCAGGCUCUGGCAAUGUGCUGAAGGUACAGCAGCUUCUCCACAUCUGCAGUGAGCACUAUGAGGCCAAGGAGAAAGAAAAAGAAGAUGAUAAGGACAAAAAAGACAAAAAGGAUAAAGACAAGAAGGACACUGCUGACAUGGGCUCUCACCAGGGGGUAGCUGUCCUUGGUAUUGCCCUCAUUGCCAUGGGGGAGGAAAUAGGCUCGGAAAUGGCACUGCGGACGUUUGGGCAUCUUCUGCGUUAUGGUGAGCCCACCCUCAGGCGUGCGGUGCCACUUGCUCUGGCUCUCAUCUCUGUGUCCAACCCACGUUUGAACAUCUUGGACACCCUCAGCAAGUUUUCCCACGAUGCUGACCCCGAGGUCUCACACAACUCUAUCUUCGCAAUGGGAAUGGUGGGCAGCGGAACAAAUAAUGCCCGCCUGGCCGCAAUGCUGAGGCAGCUGGCGCAAUAUCACGCCAAAGACCCCAACAAUCUCUUUAUGGUUCGAUUGGCCCAGGGUCUGACUCACCUGGGUAAAGGCACACUGACACUCUGUCCCUACCAUAGCGACAGGCAGCUGAUGAGUCAGGUUGCCGUGGCUGGGUUGCUUACUGUGCUUGUCUCCUUCCUCGAUGUCAAGAACAUAAUCCUUGGAAAAUCUCACUACAUUCUUUAUGGCCUGGUUGCUGCCAUGCAGCCGCGUAUGCUAGUCACCUUUGAUGAAGAACUUCGACCACUACCAGUUUCUGUCAGAGUUGGUCAGGCCGUGGACGUUGUGGGCCAAGCAGGCAAACCUAAGGCCAUCACAGGUUUUCAGACCCACACAACACCAGUUUUGCUAGCACAUGGAGAGAGAGCAGAGUUGGCCACAGAGGAGUACUUACCCGUCACCCCCAUCCUGGAGGGCUUUGUUAUCCUUCGCAAGAACCCCAACUAUGAAACCUAG